Messenger RNA from Venustampulla echinocandica, 2085 nucleotides. RefSeq lists its product as uncharacterized. The transcript is spliced from 4 exons. Gene Ontology annotation, biological process: protein phosphorylation. Bases 1 to 2085 code for a protein of 694 amino acids. Lineage: Eukaryota; Fungi; Ascomycota; Leotiomycetes; Helotiales; Pleuroascaceae. Gene Ontology annotation, molecular function: protein kinase activity; ATP binding. The record is from RefSeq and is a predicted model, not a curated record.
AUGGCAAGUGGAGGUGGCACGAUGGGUGUCGUGGUAGAUCCGGAGACUCUUUAUACCAAGCAAAGCUGCAUAGGCGGCGGUAGCUUUGGCAAGGUAUACAAGGGGGUUGACAAGCGGAACGGGCAAGCUGUUGCAAUCAAAGUAAUCGAUGUUGAAAAUGCCGACGACGAGGUCGAAGAUAUCAUACAGGAGAUAUCGAUCUUGUCCGAACUCCACUCCCCAUAUGUUACCCAAUACCAUGGAUCAUACUUGAAGGGCUCUGACCUAUGGAUCGUCAUGGAAUUCUGCUCUGGUGGAAGCUGUGGGGACUUGAUGAAGCCAGGAGCGAUUGGGGAGGAUUAUAUUUCGAUUAUUAUACGGGAGUUGCUGCUUGGCCUGGACUACCUUCAUGGCGAUAAGAAGCUACAUAGAGAUGUCAAGGCGGCCAAUGUUUUACUGGGCUCUAACGGACAGGUCAAGUUAGCAGAUUUUGGGGUUUCGGGGCAGCUUUCCGCAACUAUGACGAAGAAGAAUACUUUUGUGGGCACUCCAUUCUGGAUGGCUCCAGAAGUCAUCAAGCAGUCUGGUUACGACCAUAAGGCGGAUAUCUGGUCAUUGGGAAUUACGGCGCUCGAGCUCGCCAAUGGAGAGCCACCUUACUCUGACAUUCAUCCCAUGAAGGUCUUGUUUCUGAUACCCAAGAAUCCUCCACCAGAACUCGAGGGUAACUUCUCCAAAGCUUUCAAAGAGUUUGUUGAGUUAUGCCUCCAGAAAGACCCGAGAAAGCGGCCGUCGGCGCGGGAACUACUAAAACACCCGUUUGUACGGAGGGCAAAAAAGACCUCAUACCUCACUGAAUUGAUUGAAAGACAUGAACGGUGGGCUGUACAUCAUAGAGGCGAGGAUGAUGAUUCGGAUGAUGGUCGAGAGGACCUUCCACGCACAGUCCCUGUAAACGAUGAUUUGUGGGAUUUCGGUACUGUGCGCCCCGUUGGGGGCAGAGGCGCUGGCAGAGGAGGUCUCAACACCAUGGGAGAUUCUGCAACGAAUGCCAGAUCAUCUCGGUCUUCAGAGAGCGAGGAUGAUUAUGCCGAGCGACCAAGAAGUUCAUCGCCAAGUAAGAUGAAGGAUUCAGGAUACAUGUCUACGGCAGAUACAGUUAAAGCGAUGAACUCUCCUAUCACCGAGUACCCACGCCAAACAUCCCCACAGAGACGGCCAGUUCCAAGCCUACAACCUCAGUCGCCUUCAAAAGUUCCUUUACCACCUUCUCCGGAAAAGCUACGUGUGGCAGCACCGGACGCUCCGAAAACUCCACAACAUUUCCAAUCCCAACAAUGGAAUGAUUCUCCUGAUUACGAUCGUUCACUGCAAGAGCAGCUGCAAAGAGAUAUGGGCUUUCUGAAUAUUGGAGCAACCCCUUCUCCUCAGCCGGAAAAUUCGGUGAUUAACAGAGCCUCUCAGCCACUUGCGGCACCUCCACGCCCACCAGCACAACAACCUUUACCAAAACUUGGGCCUCUAAAAUUACCUGAAAUUCCGCCCUUCCGAGGGAGCCCCCAACCUCUCCAACAAGUCACUAAUCAGUCCAAUACUGCCACACCUAAGCAACCAGUCCCAAACCCAGGCCCAGCCAUGAUAUCGCAAAACGUUAACCCCCGCCAACUUGGGCAACAGCCACUUCCGGCACUUCCUUCUAAACUUCGAGACAGCAACCCUUCGCGAGAAAACCUCUCCUCAGAAGCAUCACGAGCACCUGUUGCUAUGCCUUCCCCCGCACCUGCAAGUCCGACUGGCGAACUCGACGCUCUCAACGAUGUGAUAUUCCCGGCUCUUGAAGAAGCUUUAAAGCGCAGGCAGGUCCGACUUCAACAGGCCUUUAGAGGCACAGGUGCCACGCCGAAACAACAACGAGCACAAGCCGCCCACGAAAAGCUACGGAAAUUAGUUUACAAAUUAGCACAUGUCUGCAAGGAGAUCGAUCAUUGGGACAAACAAGAGCCGGUAGGAAUGGCUAACGGUGUCGACGUGUUCCUGGAGGGGUUAUUGGAGGAGAUUCUAGUUAGAGUUGAGCCUGCCGAUGACGAUGGAGAUGAUACGCGGUGA